Messenger RNA from Aedes albopictus (Asian tiger mosquito), 1097 nucleotides. It is a transcript of the gene mdlc, whose product is annotated as E3 ubiquitin-protein ligase RNF113A. Bases 81 to 1031 code for a protein of 316 amino acids. The record is from RefSeq and is a predicted model, not a curated record. NCBI's taxonomy places the organism in Eukaryota, Metazoa, Arthropoda, Insecta, Diptera, Culicidae. Gene Ontology annotation, biological process: snoRNA splicing. The transcript has 3 exons. Gene Ontology annotation, cellular component: U2-type spliceosomal complex. Gene Ontology annotation, molecular function: metal ion binding.
UUCACCACAAAAACAUAAAUCCUUUGCAUCCUCUGUGUUUAUAACAACAUUCGUUAGAUUUUGUGUGAUUUAUUUCAAUAAUGUCGACGUUUAUAAAACGUAAUGUAAAGAACAAAUUCGCUAGGAAACGAAAGCAAUCAUCUGAAUCCGACGAGGCUGAACCAGAAUCCGCAGUGGUUAUCAGCCAGGAUAAACGAAAGAAGACGAACCCAAACGUUCAGAGCACAUCAUCUGUAAAGCACCAGCGCAAAGCAACUGAAAAUGCAUCCGAUAGCGGUUCCGGUAGCGAGGAUGAGGAUCGUGCUGUCGGCGUCAGUUACAAGUCGAAACGAAAUGCAGCCCCAGCUGGACCGCAAGAUCAGGGUGCGACCGCGGAACUUGAGAUUGAAACCGAUAAGAACCAUGAUGCACAGGCGAUCUAUGAGAAAAGUAUUGAGAUCAACAAGGAACUGGAGGGCAAGGAAGACGACAAAGUAUACCGAGGAUUGGCGAACUAUACUCAGUUUUACAAGAAGAAAGACAGUGCGUUGGGAAAUGCUGCUUCCGGAAUGGUGCGCAAAGGACCAAUUCGAGCACCAUCAAACAUAAGGUCUACGGUCCGAUGGGAUUAUCAACCGGACAUUUGCAAGGACUACAAAGAAACGGGUUACUGUGGUUUCGGAGACAGUUGUAAAUUCCUGCACGACCGCAGUGAUUACAAACAUGGUUGGCAGCUGGAGCAGGAAGCAUCAACGACGGGCGGUACCUAUGCAGCCGAUGAUUCCGAUGGGGACGACACCAAAUAUGAGAUUCACUCCGAUGAUGAAGAGCUUCCCUUCAAAUGCUUCAUAUGUAGGGAGAGUUUCGUGGAUCCUAUUGUGACGAAAUGCAAACAUUACUUUUGUGAAAAGUGUGCCCUGUCAAACUAUAAGAAAUCAACCCGAUGUGCGAUUUGCGGCGUACAGACAAAUGGUGUAUUUAAUCCGGCUAAAGAGUUGAUAGCGCGAUUGAAGACCAGAGAAAUCAAUGAAGAAGAAUCUGACAGUGACUGAACAUGGGUGAUCCUGAAAUAUUACAGUUAAAAAUAAUAUAAUAAACUUUCUUGUUCAUUGCUAGAA